Hylaeus volcanicus is the source of this 2528-nucleotide messenger RNA. RefSeq names its product putative protein FAM10A4. Gene Ontology annotation, molecular function: protein dimerization activity; Hsp70 protein binding. The record is from RefSeq and is a predicted model, not a curated record. Lineage: Eukaryota; Metazoa; Arthropoda; Insecta; Hymenoptera; Colletidae. Bases 175 to 1308 code for a protein of 377 amino acids. The transcript is spliced from 5 exons.
UAAGCGUACUUUAUGGUAGUUGAUGGUAGUGCCUUGCGCAAUUUAUUGUGCUUUGCAGAAAAUUAAUUUGACAUUAUCAAAAGCACCGAUAACGAAAGUACGGGCGAUUACAGAAAUUCGUUUCGCAUUUUGCAUUGAAAUUUAUAUAAACUCGACGUAACUACUGGCUUGAAAAUGUCUCUUCCUCUCAAACCGGAGCAUCUAACGCAGCUAAAAGUAUUUGUCGAACUUUGCAUGGUGAAUCCUGCGAUAUUACAUCACCCAGAACUAGCUUUUGUAAAAUCAUUUAUCGAACACUUUGGAGGAAGUGUUGGAACAGCUAAAGAUGACGGAUCGUCAAGUAAGACAGCUGGAAGUACAGAUAAAUCGAAAGCAGCAGAACCUGAAGCGGAACCAGAAAGCGAGGAAAGCGAUUUAGAACUGGACAUGGAAGGUGUUAUCGAACCAGAUACAGAUGCUCCUCAAAAGAUGGGAAAUCUUACCUUACAACCAACGGAAGAAGAAAUCGCGGAAUCUCAAGCCAAACGAUCCGAGGCUGUGUCAGCAUUCGCGGAAAAAGAUUACGAAAAAGCUAUGGAACUGUAUACCGAAGCCAUCGUACUGAAUCCACAGGCCUCGUUACUUUACGCCAAACGCGGACAAGUAUUCUUACUGUUGAACCGGCCUAACGCUUGUAUACGCGAUUGCAAUCGUGCGUUGGAGCUAAAUCCAGACAGUGCGGCAGCUCACAAAUUCAGAGGAAGGGCCUUUCAGUUGCUUGGAAAAUUCGAAGAAGCAGCUACCGAUUUGCGGCUUGCUUGUAAAUUUGAUUUCGACGAACAGGCUGACGAAUGGCUGCGGGAAGUUACUCCAAACGCUCGCAAAAUCGAGGAGCACAAGCGGAAGGCGGAACGCAAGGUGAAAGAAAAAUUGGAACGCGAGAAACAAGAGAAAUUGAAGAAAGCUUGGGAGAGUGCAAAGGCAUACGAGGAAAACACCCGCACCUCUCAAACCGAUACAAGCAGAGACACCGCUGGUACCAGUGAUUUUUACAAAUUCCUCAACGACCCAGAGGUUCUUCGAGGUUUCCAGGACCCGGAAAUCAAUGCAGCCUUCAAGGAGAUCUCUAUGAAUCCAACGAAUAUUUUGAAGUAUCAGGGCAAUCCGAAGAUAAUGGAGUUUAUUAACAAGAUAACUUCGACUUUCGGCUGGGGGUCUUGUCCUGGCAUGGGUGGUGGAAUUCCAGGUUUUCCGAGUGGUGCAGCUAAACCAGAGUCAAAGCCGGCUCCUCCAAAGCCGCAACCGCAGGUCGACGAUGACCUCGAUUAAACAGCAUUUAUCCUCGUACGAUAACACAGCUCUAUUGGUUUCUUUGUACUAAAGCGAUCCGCUCUCGAUUACAAAUCUAGUUGGAAUCUACUUGCUACUAUUUUUAUCCGAAUUAAAUUCUAUUCUGAAAAGGAUCAACAUCGGAGCUAUAACGAGAGUAAUGUAUCUAUACAUAUACGUUCAAGAAUAUGGAAAUGACCAUCGUAUUUUACGCAUAGAGAAUAUCGAUACUCGUUAAUUAAGCAAACGUCCAGUUAUGAUUCCUAAUUACGAAUUAUCGAAUGAAAUUGUUCUUUGCUAUGCUCUACGCUAAGGAAAGACUCGAAGAAACGUAUCGUUUUGAUUUUUUUUUCUGUGCGAUUUUUUAAUUUUUUAUAGGUGAUACUAGAGUUCGUUUUUAUUGUAUCUUUUUUUUUCGUUUUUUUUUUUAAAUUUUUGUUUUGUAAGUGUUAAGCAUACUCGCGUUAGUUAGAGAUGGUUGCCAUGUGAUAAAGAAGCGUUCGUUGCUCGACGAAGUACUUUCUUGUCUUAUUUUCUUUUUCUUUCUUUUUUAUUUUAGUUUUAAUUAUCACUACACUUAUCGUUAGCUACACGCUAUCGUCUAUGUUAAGCGUUUCACGCGGCACUUUGUUCACUUUGCUCGAAGGUAAAUAAUAUUCUAUGCGUUGAAUAAAAACGAAUACGUUCUCACACUUUGCGACGUGUCUCCUUAAACGAUUUUCCAAUGUUAAAUGAAAAAUAUAUAAAAAGCUAUUUACCAUUGUAAAAUGUACCGAUAAAUCGUCGCUGUUCGUGAAGAAUAUGGCGGAUCCAGAUUGUACAUACCUAUAGAGGUAGAGAAACGGAAUGCUUUUUGACAGAAAUGUUCGCUAAACCCACAGUUUCCGUAUUUUUAUAUGUCUUUUUGACAGACAGUGAAAUAUAAUUUUAGAUAAACUUGAUGGUUACGAUACGUUGUUCAGAAAUUCAUUAUCCUCGUUACGAACUAUGUUGUUGUUAUUAUUAUUAUUAUUAUUAUUAUUAUUAAUAUUAUUAUUAUUAUUACUAUUGCUCGUUAAUAAGAAGGCAUUACUUUGUUAUCAUUCGAUACAAUACGAUACGGAUAGUGUGAGUUGACGAGUAUUAAACAAACGAUAUAGUGCUUCGAACGUGUUUGUUCAAACGUAACUGUCAUAAUAUAAUACCGCGUGUUCAAUAAAUAUAUCAUACAGUUCUGUAUA